AUGACUCCUAGUAUAGACUUCAUAGACCUCCCACUAGAACUUCACGUCUGUAUUGCUCAGUACCUCUCAGCAUACGACCGCAAACGACUUUCACAAACAUCUCAAUCACUACGGCCCGUCUACAGCCGCGAGUCAUGGCGCCACUGUACAGUUGACGAUUCUUCCAUCUCUUCUUCUUCAACAACUCCAUCAAUUCACUUCUUACUUCAUGAAUCAGACCCAAGUAUUGCAGACCCAUAUCUACAAACCCGUAAGGUCCCACUAAGAGCUCUUCGUAACCCACAAAAACAUUCUUGGUUUAUUCCAGAUGCCGUCAUUUCCCUACGUGUUCGACAACCUUUACCACCAGAUGUUGAUUGCUCUAAAUUCAAAGCGUUACGACAAGUGUCUUAUGGAGAAACAGUGGAAGUCCGCGUCGAAAAUAGACCAGAAGAAUUUCCAGAAAAUUGCACCACCCAGCUACACAUCUCAGAUACAAAUGACCAAACAAUAUCUCGCCUACUACUCUAUGAAGUCUCGAAAUCUACAGGACUUCAUCCAGACCCCCGAUCUUCUGCCGUAACUGUUAGCAAACUUCAAGUGUCGCCCACCUCAGCCCUCCCGCCAUCCUUUCAACCCUCCGCUUUCGCUCCGGUUUUCGCGUCAUCCCUCCAAGAGCUCUCCAUUUCUGUGUCCUCCCUCGGGCUCCAUGCCGGCGCAUGGCUCGAGUAUCUAGCUUACCACACGCACCAUCUGCCGUAUCUAAAACACCUUUCCAUAGAUGGCCCUAAAAUCCACAUUUCUACCGUCCAAACUACUCGGUACCCUGUGGCAGUGACUCGCGAAAUUCUAGCACUCACUCACAUUUCGUCGCACGUUACAGAAUGUCGUGUAGCACCAAUGAUUCUCUACGACUAUGAUCUCGAUGACUCGGUUGCAACCCCUGUCUCUGCGCAAAUCACAAUACCAGCAGUCACAGAACUCGACUUUGCAAAUAAUACAUGCUACAAUCUUCUUGCAAAGUAUCUCCACUUCCCUCGCCUUGAUCGCGUCUUUUUUAAACCAUCACCUUUCCUUUUGGCCGCUAAUCUCACCUCUAUGGCUGACGGUCUCACACACCUACAAAUCGGUGGCAAGCUGGCCACAAGCGCAGGUACGCUUUCCAGUAUUGCCCAGCUUCCACAUUUGCGAGUCUGGCAGUGCCAUUACUUCGAUGCUGCUGUUGUCCGAGACCGUUUUUCAUACUCUACCUUCAACGCAUAUGCCAGCCAGGUGCUGGCCAAGCCUGAGAUCACUUCACUCUCUUCUCGCUCGGGGAUACCUUCCUGGCGUAACGCAGAGGUCCAGUCUCAGUUCCACACUGCUCUGGCUGCCAUUACUUCUAACCCACUGACGGCCUUCCAGACUAUUAAAAAACUGGCGGCUGACGAUUGUUUAAGAGCCCUGUUAUUGACUCUUUGCGGAAUUGAAGCUGUGUUUAGAGUUGCAUGUCAUUUGCGUGAGCUCACACAUUUGUGUGUCAUUUAUCCAGACUCCUUUUCCACAUCUCCUGGCCUCCAAGCUCUUCUAGAGCAAAACUCUCCAUCGUCUUAUUCCAAAAAUUCCCUACAACAAGUCCGCGUGGCUUUGGUAUCAAAACAUCCCAGAGUCGAUCCAGAUUUUGCGUGUCUGCCGCAAGGUUAUGGUAUGCUGCCGUGCUUUAAUCGUGCGGCAAAUAGCGCCCAUGUACUCUACGAUUUAGCACAGCAGCGAGACCUGAGCCGGUACCAGGAAAUUGACCCGUCUAACGGGUGUUCAGUUAUUAACAGUUAUCAGAUCAAGUAUGACGACAUGUUUGAGCAUGAUUUUGUAGAAUGGGAGCAUUAA
This is a messenger RNA of Magnusiomyces paraingens, 1845 nucleotides long. RefSeq lists its product as uncharacterized. Gene Ontology annotation, molecular function: protein binding. Lineage: Eukaryota; Fungi; Ascomycota; Dipodascomycetes; Dipodascales; Dipodascaceae. The record is from RefSeq and is a predicted model, not a curated record. Bases 1 to 1845 code for a protein of 614 amino acids. The transcript has a single exon.